This is a messenger RNA of Peronospora farinosa, 339 nucleotides long. Lineage: Eukaryota; Oomycota; Peronosporomycetes; Peronosporales; Peronosporaceae. The record is from the annotation of a GenBank genome assembly.
AUGGUUGCUUCUAAGAAGUCGAAGAAGUCCUCGGACAACAUCAACUCGCGUUUGCAGUUGGUGAUGCGAUCCGGUAAAGUCGCUUUGGGGUACAAGCAGACACUCAAGAACCUCCGCAGUGGCAAGGCCAAGCUGGUGAUUAUGGCUUCUAACACGCCUCCUCUUCGCAAGUCGGAGGUCGAGUACUACUCGAUGCUUGCCAAGACGGGUGUACACCACUUUUCAGGCACCAACAACGAUCUUGGUACGGCUUGUGGCAAGUACUUUCGUGUGUCGUGCAUGUGCAUCCUUGAUGCCGGUGACUCGGACAUUCUGCGCUCCAUGCCGUCGGAGAACUAG